Rubroshorea leprosula is the source of this 1189-nucleotide messenger RNA. Lineage: Eukaryota; Viridiplantae; Streptophyta; Magnoliopsida; Malvales; Dipterocarpaceae. The record is from the annotation of a GenBank genome assembly.
GCACUGAAUGUCAUGAAUUGGCUUACAAGUGCAGAGGAGUACAUUGGAGAGAUGGAGAAGUUAGGAGAUGACGAAGACAAAGCAAAGAAGUGCUUCGCUGGGUUGUGUCCUAAUCCCAGGGCCCGUUACCAAAUUAGCAAGAAAGUAGAGGAGUAUUUGGAGGCUGUUGCUCCACUUCUAGAAGAAGCUGCCGGAUCCGGGUUCCUAGUUUCCUACCCGCUUCCUCCAAAAGAGAUAUCGAUCGGAGCAGCUGAAGGUUUUGAGCAAUUUGAAUCAAGAAUGCCGAUUCUGAACCGUGUUAUGGAGGCCUUGAGAAGUGCUAGUGUUCACAAGAUAGGCAUCCACGGGCUGCCUGGUGUGGGCAAGACCACGUUAGCCAAAGAGGUUGCCAGACAAGCCAAGGAAGCGCAGUUAUUUGAUGAGAUAGUUAUGGCUUCUGUGACAAAGAAUCCAGACCUGAAGAAGAUUCAAGGAGAAAUUGCAGAUCAAUUAGGUCUAGAUCUCCGUGGGGAGACUGAACUUGGGAGGGCCUAUCACCUAAAGGAGUAUUUGAGGAAAAAGAAGAAGAUUCUUGUGAUUUUAGAUGAUAUCUGGGCGAGGCUAGAUUUGGAUGCCCUUGGAAUUCCAUUUGAAAACAAAAAGAGUGAGGCAAGUUCAACUGGAGAAGAACAGAUGCAACUCAAGAUUCUCUUCACAUCUAGAGAUUUGGAUGUUUUACCUUGUGACAUGGGUGCUGAUGAAAAGAUCCCAGUUGGUAUUUUAGAAGAUGAAGAAGCAUGGACACUUCUGAAGAAGAUAGUCGGCGAUGAAGUUGAAAAUUCUGACUUACUGCUUACGGCAAGGGAGAUAGCGGAAAAAUGUGCAGGGCUGCCACUGGCUGUCGAAGCAGUAGCAAAAGCUUUAAAAGGUAAGGGUGCUCAUGUAUGGACAGAUGCUCUACGACAACUGAAACGGCCCUCCAAAGAGAGCUUCAUGGGGACACUUGCAAUUGUUUAUUCAGCAAUAGAAUUGAGUUAGAACCAUUUAGAAGAAGAAGAGCUCCGGUUAACUUUCUUGCUUUGUUGUUUGUUGGUGUUAAGAUGUAAACAUAAUUAUGUUUAGAAUUAUUGUAAAUAUUUUAUACUUUAGAAUAUUCUCUUUGUAUACUUUAUACCUCAGAAUAUUCUCUUUAUAAACACCUAUAUAUAAG